AUGACAACGGCUAAAGUUUGGUCUGUUAAGCGUCCAUAUAAUGGAGAACCCACACUGGAUGACUUUGUUCUAACAGAGGAAGUGUUGCCACCUCUAAAGGAGGGCGAGAUUCUCAUUGAAGCCCUGUAUUUGAGCUUGGACCCAUACUACAGGCUGUUUCCAGUUCAAGAUGGACUCCCAGGGGAACAAGUUGCAAGGAUCAUUGAGAGCAAAGCUCCAGGAUUUGAGAAAGAUGACUUAGUAUGUGCUCAUGCUGGAUGGAGGUCACAGUCAGUUAUCAAUGUCAACAGACCACUACGAUUUGGUAUCAAGGUAGAAAAAAUCGAAGAAGUAACAGGUCUCUCUCCAUCUCUGUGGAUUGGUGCCAUUGGAAUGCCUGGUGUGACUGCUUACAUGAGCUUUAUGGAGAGGUGUGAUCCAAAGGAAGGUGAGGUGAUUGUGGUCAGUGCUGCUUCUGGUGCUGUGGGUAGUGUUGUCGGCCAGCUUGCCAAGUUGAAGGGCCUCAAGGUGGUAGGGUUGGUCGGUUCAGAAGAGAAGUGUCGCUACAUUAAAGAGAUUGGAUUUGAUCAAGCCAUUAACUACAAAGAGGAGAACAUCUCUGCAGCGUUGGAUAGCAUUGCUCCAAAUGGUGUCGAUAUUUUCUUUGACAGUGUUGGAGGCUACAUCAGUGAUAUAAUGUAUGGCAAGCUGAGAGACAAGGGACGAGUGCUACUUUGUGGUCAGAUUUCUGCAUAUAACCAGCCUCAGCCAAAAGUCACCAACUGGUCAAUGACAAUUGUCAGAAAGGAACUGGAGGUGAAGGGGUUUUACAUUUUCAGCCCAGUAAACGUGCCAGAGUUUCCCAGAGUCCGGCAAGCAUUAAUUCCACUUUUUCAACAGGGUAAACUAAAAGCCAAGGAGCACGUGACUAAAGGAUUUGAAAAUAUGCCUAAAGCUUUCAUAGAAUUAUUUUCUGGGUCAAAUUUCGGCAAAGCUGUUGUGAAAGCUUAA
This is a messenger RNA of Candidula unifasciata, 990 nucleotides long. The record is from the annotation of a GenBank genome assembly. Lineage: Eukaryota; Metazoa; Mollusca; Gastropoda; Stylommatophora; Geomitridae.